GUUUUGUGGCUGGUUUUGUGUACGACGCAUUAUUGUUGUGCCACGUGCUCACGUAACAAAAAUAUUUUUGUUUUGAUUAUUAUUUGAGGUUAUGUGGUGAUUUCAAAAUGAUACAGUUUUAUUUUUAUUAUAACCAUUAAUACUCUUGCAAUUUUGAUCUCGUAGUGCUAAAAGUUCUUGCAUAAUUUCAAAAUGUGUUCGUGUAUGUGUGCGCAUUUUCUAUGCGCAGGCAAAAUGACCGGAUGUAAUUCGAACAUACACGGCCACAUUGCUUCGCUUUACUUGAACGAAAAGUAUUCGGAUGUGGUGCUCAUCGCGAAUGAAAAGCGACUACCCGCCCACAAAGCUGUACUUGCUGUACGGAGUGAGUACUUCGAUAAGCUCCUUUUUGGGGGCUUACAAGAAUCGUCACAGAAAGAAAUACAACUGAAUGACGCAUCGUCGAGUGAAGCAUUCGAACUAUUUUUAGAGUAUAUGUAUACAGAUUCCAUAUCAAUAGCGCCAAAAAACAUAGACUUAAGCUUGGAAGUAUUAAUUUUAGCUCAUAAGUAUUGCAUGGAAGACUUGCAAAACACUCUGAUUAUUAAAUUAGUGGAAGCCGUGGACUUGGACAAAAUUGCCACAAUUUUGAACAUAUCGAAUAUGUAUCGUUUUAAUGUAUUAAAAGAGGCCUGUCUUAUGUUUUUAGAUAGUAAUGCUUUGGAUUUUUUACGAAACUUUGACGUAUCAGAACUCUCACAGGAGUCCAUCAUUGAGAUUUUAAAACGUGAUACGUUUUACGCCCCAGAGACUGAAUUGUUCAAGACAGUUGUAAAGUGGCGUGAGAGAAAUAAAGACGUAGGCGAUUCUGUUUUGAAAUGCAUUAGGUUACCGUGGAUUUCAGCACAGGAUCUUAUGUCAGUGGUUUGGCCAACUGGUUUGGUAGAGAACGAUGUGUUGCUCAAAGCAGUAGCACAAAGUCUGUGCGUUAAACCCAAAGAGGUGCCUUCCAGAGGCCGUCGAAUACUUGAUUCAAACGUCGCUAGAGAAGAAGAUAAAGCAGAAGUGCUCACAAAUCAUAAAUCCCGACUUUUAAGCGCUAUUGAACCUAGAGAUUGCGAACGACAAAAAAUUGAUCAAGGGAUCGUUAUAAAAUUAGGUGUGCCUUCAUUUAUCAACAGCAUUCGUAUGCGGCUUUAUAGUAAUCACGAUGAGUACUAUAGUUACUACGUAGAGGUCACCAUAGACGGUCGUAACUGGAAGAAAAUAAUUGAUUACACAGGUUAUGUUUGUCGAGAUACACAGUUUUUAUGUUUUGAGGGUCAAGUCGUCCAGUAUAUUAAAGUAGUAGGAAAAUACAGCAAUGUCAAUGAACUUUGUUUAGUCAGUUUUGAGGCAACCUAUCUGUCACAGGGUCCACUAGUAAUAGGAGGUCUUAUCCGACCAAAUAGUAAUAUUGCUAUAGAAAAGCUUGGAGCCACCGUCAUUGAAGGGAAUCAUGGUGAACAUUUACUGUGGUGUGGCGAAAAAGACUUGGAUUACAGAGAUGGAUAUGCAUAUCAUUUAAUAGGUACUGAUACAGAGGGCAUUGUGAUUCAACUAAAUCAACCAUACAUAAUUUCCAGUAUGAUACUAUUGUUGUAUGAUCUGGACUUCAUAGUCUACAGAUACUUUGUCGAAACGUCAGUAGAUAAUGAAAAUUGGGAAUUGUUGUUUGACCGUAGAGAUGAAGAUCAUCAGUCAGGCGAAAUCAUUACAUUUGAUGAAAGACCAGUUGUGUUCAUCCGGAUCAAAGGGACGUACAGUUCAGCCGAGGAUGACCAGUUUCGCAUUUUCCAUUUUGAAUGUCCAGCAAUGGUUAAAGUUAAGACCGCUUGGCCGGAAGAAAUUCUGGAAGAUUAAAAAAAGUUUUAGGUCUGAAGUAGUAGAGGAUUCAGGCUAUGAAGAAGGAAAAAUUAAGUUUUGUUUGUGUUAAUCUGCAUGUACUACAAUAGAAGAUGUUUUAGUUUUGAAAAUAAAUUUUUGAAGUUCUUUA
Zophobas morio is the source of this 2014-nucleotide messenger RNA. Its product is annotated as BTB/POZ domain-containing protein 9-like. Gene Ontology annotation, cellular component: cytoplasm. Gene Ontology annotation, molecular function: protein binding. Lineage: Eukaryota; Metazoa; Arthropoda; Insecta; Coleoptera; Tenebrionidae. The transcript is spliced from 12 exons. Bases 193 to 1881 code for a protein of 562 amino acids. The record is from RefSeq and is a predicted model, not a curated record.